AUGACCGCGCUAGCCCGAGCUAUGGCAGCGGCGCUGCUGCUGGGACUUAUGCUCCCUCUGACUUCUUGUGCUCCGAGAAGAGGAGGUUCUAGAGGGGGCAAUGUUGACAGGGAAAUGCGUUCGAGAAGGAACAACUGCGAGAAGGAAGUAUGCUCUGGGCUCAUCGGAGAGGCGAGGCUUUCUUGCACGUACAAGUGUAUAUCACCCGCGUGCUAUGAGGAGAUAUACGCCAAGGAUGAGCUAGAGGAGGGAGAGGUAGACACAGAGCGGAGUAGGCUCUUUUCAGCAUGCUUCAGGAAGGAGCACAGAGCACAGCAACAAACAGCGUUGGAUGAAGCGCGUCAGGAAAGAGAAAACAGGAAGUGA
Molecule: messenger RNA, 366 nt
Organism: Guillardia theta CCMP2712
Lineage: Eukaryota; Cryptophyceae; Pyrenomonadales; Geminigeraceae
Exons: 4
Coding region: 1-366 (121 amino acids)
Source: RefSeq, a predicted model, not a curated record